UACACCUUGAAAUCUCCGGUUACUAUCCAAUUGUAUCAUCUUUCACCAUCCUCUCAUUCACCAAAUUUUUGUAUGUAGUUCUAUUACGCCACUAUUUUCUUUGCUUUAUAUAAGAGGCGUACGAUCUUCUUCCAACUUCAUCGACAUCAAUAUAAGCUAGCUACGUAAUUCAAAUCCAAAACUACAUACUCAAACAAACAAAUUAAACCAAUGGUUCAACCUCAUCUACAACAAAAAAAUUACCAAAACAUGAAAGAAGCAGCAAUAUUAUCAAAUCAGGAGUUAAGUAAUGAUAAUAAAACACAAAAUAUGAUCACCAUUAAAGGGAUUAUUGGUCUAAUAAUGUCUCAAAUUGAUGAGGAUAAUCAGAAAGAUGUGAUUUCUCUUGGAAUGGGAGAUCCAACUGCGUUUUCAUGCUUUACAACAAGUUAUGUAGCAGAGGAAGCUGUAGCUCGUACAUUAUCAUCUGCUAAGUUCAAUGGUUAUGCUCCCACUCAAGGUCUUCCACAAACAAGAAUGGCAAUUGCUGAUUACUUGUCUCGUGAUUUGCCAUACAAAUUAACAAAAGAUGAUGUUUUUGUGACAUCUGGGUGCACAAAUGCGAUAGACAUAGCACUGUCUAUGCUAGCUCGGCCAGGUGCCAAUAUAUUGGUGCCAAGACCAGGCUUCCCAAUCUACGAACUAUGUGCUUCUUUUAGGCAAAUUGAGGUUAGGCAUUUCAACCUUUUGCCAACAAAGGCCUGGGAAGUCGACCUUGAUGCUGUUCAGAAUGUUGCAGAUGAUAAAACUGUUGCAAUUGUUGUCAUUAACCCAGGAAAUCCGUGUGGAAAUGUCUACUCUUAUAACCACUUGUUACAGAUUGCAGAGACAGCAAAGAAACUUGGAAUUAUAGUAAUUGCUGAUGAAGUUUAUGGGCAUCUUGCUUUUGGGAAAAACCCAUUUGUGCCAAUGGGAACAUUUGGAUCAGUUGCUCCAGUUCUUACCCUUGGAUCAUUGUCUAAGAGAUGGUUAGUCCCUGGUUGGCGACUUGGUUGGCUUGCUGUAACAGAUCCCACUUCUAUGUUCAAGCAGCCUAAGGUGAUGGAGCGCUUAAAAAAGUAUGUUGAAAUCUAUGGAGGACCCCCAACAUUUGUUCAGGCAGCAGUGCCACAAAUCUUAGAGGAAACAGACGAAAUCUUCUUCAAGAAGAAUAUUAACAUUCUGAAGCAAACAUCAGAUUUAUGUUUUGAGGGUAUAAAUAAGAUCCCCUGCCUCAGUUGUUCCCAAAAGCCAGAGGGUUCCAUGGCUGUUAUGGUAAAGUUGAAUCUUUCUUCAUUGAGUGAUAUAACUGAUGAUAUCGACUUUUGUUUUAAGUUGGCUAAAGAGGAGUCCGUCAUCAUUCUUCCAGGAGUUGCUGUGGGAAUGAAAGAUUGGCUUCGGAUCACCUUUGCUGUUGAGCCUGCUGCUCUUGAUGAAGCAAUACGAAGAUUAAAGUCGUUCUGUCAGAGGCAUGCCCAUCAGUCGGAUUAAAACUCAUUAACUUGAGUUUCUCAUGGGUCUUAUCACUUAUGUUUUGUUAAUAAUUGUUAAUAGAAAAAACAAAAAAAGAGUUAGAAAGAAAAGUUAGGAGCACAAGUGUACACCAAUAAUAUAAUAUAUCACAAUUUGUCCAAGACCAAACUUUUGAAAAAUCAAUGAACUUAACUAAGGAAAAUGCGACAGUGUUCAUGUAAAGCUUAACAUGUUAAGUCUUUUGAGGAGUAGUAUCAAAUAAUGUAAUCAAUUUCUUGUAUGUAGCACUAAUUUAUUGUGGCUUAUUGUGAAUCUCAAAAACAUAUAUUAUACUAUUUAUAGAAUUGAAGUUUAUGGUUUUA
This is a messenger RNA of Beta vulgaris subsp. vulgaris (sugar beet), 1853 nucleotides long. Its product is annotated as probable aminotransferase TAT2. Gene Ontology annotation, molecular function: transaminase activity; pyridoxal phosphate binding. The transcript has 7 exons. Gene Ontology annotation, biological process: biosynthetic process; amino acid metabolic process. The coding region runs from base 211 to 1509 and encodes 432 amino acids. NCBI's taxonomy places the organism in Eukaryota, Viridiplantae, Streptophyta, Magnoliopsida, Caryophyllales, Amaranthaceae. The record is from RefSeq and is a predicted model, not a curated record.